Molecule: messenger RNA, 1014 nt
Organism: Exophiala xenobiotica
Lineage: Eukaryota; Fungi; Ascomycota; Eurotiomycetes; Chaetothyriales; Herpotrichiellaceae
Product: ribosomal protein L27
Exons: 2
Coding region: 32-841 (269 amino acids)
Biological process (GO): translation
Cellular component (GO): mitochondrial large ribosomal subunit; ribosome
Molecular function (GO): structural constituent of ribosome
Source: RefSeq, a predicted model, not a curated record
CUCUACUACCAAGGCACAUGUUAUCGUCAACAUGCUACAGCCUCGAUUGUCCCGGUCCGUCACGUCGGCGGACGCAUCUCUAGCAGCUCUUGCGUCCUCGUUGAAUGCCCUGAGUCUAUGUUCGAGCCACAAAGCCUUUCAUCCUCGCACAUCCAUAAAUUUCGUCCGACAUGCUUCCCACGCAGCUCAAGGGCGUGCCAAUGGCCCAACCGACUCCGCAGGACGACGACUAGGCGCCAAAAAAACUGCAUCGGAAUAUGUAGCGCCAGGACACAUCAUCUUCAAGCAGAGAGGCACGAAAUGGCACCCGGGCGAUAACGUCGGUAUAGGGAAGGAUCACACAAUCUUUGCCCUCGAGUAUGGCUACGUUCGAUACUACCGCGAUCCUCUGAAGCACCCGAAACGACGUUAUAUUGGUGUCGCCCUAGAAAAGGAAGGACCGGGCUCACAACUUCCCCUGCCUCCCAAUGCACCCUCUCGGAGACGCUUAGGGAUGUAUGCCACGCCAAUAAAACAGCAAGACGCGGACAAGGACUUUAUGGAAGCACACCUCAGCGGCCAUAGCCACGUUGCUUUCAGAGAUGGCGCGACUCCGACACCAUCCCCGCCCACAAUCACACGGCAGGGCACCUACCGAGAAGCAAACGUCUCAAUUGGUCGGGCUGCGGAGAGAAAGGGAGUGAAGGUUCGCGCGUAUGAUCGCGGAGACAGAUGGUUGGCGUGGAGAAGACGGGCUGCUAGAGUCAAAGCGGCCAUGGAAGCCAAGGUCUCGAAAGGCACGAAAAAGUCGAAAGGAAAGAAGUCAAAUAAAGGUGCUAAGAUUGGCGGCAAGAUGAGGUAGUCCUGGAGUGAAUGUCGUUUGUUCGAAUCUGUAUAAUUAUUUACAGGAAAACAAGUGCAAAGGACACUUGACACCUGGACGGCUGUGUGAUGUGCUUUGGCAUGAAUGAUUCACCUGGCGUAGGUUCCCUGCGUAUGUGCAAAUGUAUAGGGUGCCAGCAAAUGAUUCUUUUC